AUGAAUAUUACAGCAUGCGGCGUCGACGAUUUUUCACUACUCGCUAAUAGAGGUACCGUGAUCAAAAUAAUACAUCCAAACCUACAAGCUAUGGGAGGAACUGUUCUUUCAAUACAGUCGCACGUAGCUCACGGAUACGUCGGCAACAAGGCAGCAGUGUUCCCCCUUCAAUGUCUUGGUUGGGAUGUCGAUGUCGUCAACACGGUUAACUUCUCCAAUCACACCGGGUAUGGAAAAACCCGCGGCACCACUAUGGACCCCAAUGAACUACAAGAUAUCUUCUCCCAGCUCGAUAGUCGGCUUAACCUUUCGUACGAUGCUAUGCUCACGGGAUAUAUACCUAACGCCGCCCUUAUUCGCGCUAUAGGACGCCACGCCCACAAUGCCAAGCAGCGCACACCCGAUAUGAUGUAUUUAUUGGACCCAGUUAUGGGGGACAAUGGUUACAUGUAUGUGGAUAAACUGUGUAUCGACGAAUAUCGUACUAUACUCGAAUCACGAGUCGUUGAUAUAAUAACUCCCAAUCAGUAUGAGCUUGAAUUGUUAGUUCAAUGCAAAAUUGAUACGCCUCAGCAGUUGGAAAAGGCAAUGGACCAUGCGCAUCGUCUGUAUGGCGUAACCUAUUGUGUGGUGCUGCUGGUAACGUUUGGCAAUUCGACGUAUUGUGCUUUCAGCACCCUUAAUCAGCCACCUAAAUUGUUCCACAUUCCCCUCAUCAAGCUGUAUUUCACAGGCGUUGGCGAUUUGUUUGCCGCCGUCCUUCUUGAUCGACUCUAUACAUCCCGCAAUAUCGAGACCGCAUUGCUGGAAGUUUUGGAAGUUAUGGCAAAGACAUUAGCUUUAACUCAUAAGGCUGGGGUAGACGAAUUUCACCGCGAGUUCCCUGGGCAAAGCAUCGAAAGUAAAAUCAAUGACGGAACCACUAUGAGGUAUUUUGAAUUGCGAGUCAUUCAGGCCAAAUCCUAUUUCCACCUUAAAGAAUCGCCAUUUAGAAGCCAACAUUUGGAUCUGGUUUCAAUUUCUUCCAUUGCAUAA
This is a messenger RNA of Diutina rugosa, 1035 nucleotides long. RefSeq names its product putative pyridoxal kinase (gene BUD16). Bases 1 to 1035 code for a protein of 344 amino acids. The record is from RefSeq and is a predicted model, not a curated record. Gene Ontology annotation, cellular component: cytosol. Gene Ontology annotation, biological process: pyridoxal 5'-phosphate salvage. Lineage: Eukaryota; Fungi; Ascomycota; Pichiomycetes; Serinales; Debaryomycetaceae. Gene Ontology annotation, molecular function: pyridoxal kinase activity. The transcript has a single exon.